AUGGACCGACUGAAACGGAAACGCGGAACGAUUCGAACGGCAGCUACGAAGCUCAUGGAUGAGAUACAGCAACUGCUGCAAAGGCCCGUUUCAUCGGACUGCAGAGGUGAGCUUCAAGAGAAACUUGACCUGCUAGCAGUUAAGGAAGAUGCACUAGAGCAGCUAAAUAGCUCGAUUGAAGAAUUGACUUUGGAUGACGCUGCGUUUGAUGACGAGCUGGCAGGUUCGCAGACCUAUCAGGAUCGGAUAUGCAUCACAAGAUCACGAGCUACACAAAGACUAAACGCAGGAGGUAACGAAGGGUCGCCUCGCACGACUGCAGUAAGACAAGGCGGAAGGGGCAAUGGAGGUGCAGAAGACUUAACGGAGAGUAGACGAGGAACCUCAGUGAAGCUCCCGAAACUGGAGAUUCCAAAGUUCAGUGGUGAUCUCAGGGAAUGGGGAAGCUUUUGGGAUCAAUUCGAUUCCACUAUUAACAGCAAUCCCUCGAUUUCGAAGGUUGAUAAAUUCAAGCAUUUGAAGAGCUACCUUAUAGAGAAGGCAGCCACAGCUGUGAGUGGACUAUCACUAACCGCAGAAAACUACGAUGUCGCUUUGACGCUUCUGAAGGAGAGAUUCAAUCGAAGAAACCUCAUAAUCGAUGAGCAUAUGUCACGACUACUGAAUUUACCUAAAGUUGGUGACUCCGGACAAGCAAGAAAGCUUCGCGAACUGUAUGACGAGGUUACGACAGGAGUCAGGUCACUGGAGGCUUUAAAUGUCCCACAAACCUCUUACGGUGUGUUACUUCUGUCUGCACUGCGAAAAGCGAUUCCGAACGAUCUCAACCUCGAGUAUGACAGGAAGCACAUUGACGGCGAUGAAGACAUCAAAUCAUACUUAGAAAUCCUGAGAAUCGAAGUGGCGAGCCGCGAGAGGCUGCAGCAUGUUGGACCGUCAGGCUUUGAAGGUCGCAGGCCUCCCCUAGAUAAGCAACGACAUCCGAAGAAUACUCCUUCAGGACUCGCUCUUAUGGUCAGUGCAGAACUACCGACUUGUGUUUUCUGCGGAUCGAACCACCACAACCUGGAACUCUGUACAAAACCUCUGUCUAUUCAAGAAAAGAAAGAAAAGCUGAAAUUAGAAAGACGAUGCUUCCGCUGCGGCAAAAAGUACCACCGAUCCAGAGAAUGUAGGAAUGCUUCGCGACUCAGGUGCGUGAGAUGUGGAGGGAGACAUCUCACAGUCAUGUGUGAUCCAGUGGGCAUCCAAGAGCAAGUAUCUCCGGUGGCCAGUACGACACUGGCUUCAUCUACAGGUUCGCGCUGCUCUGGUUUAGCCAACGGUACCGUCCUCCUUCAGACAGCACGGGUUUGGGUUGAAAGCGAGACCAGGCGUCAACUUGUUCGUGUGCUUCUAGAUAGUGGAAGUCAGCGGUCAUUUAUUAGGAGGUCACUUUCGGAGAAGCUCAAGUGUCAGUUACUAGGGGAGGAACAGCUUACACUUCAUACGUUCGGGACUGACUUAGCAUCGCAAAUGAAAUGUCGCCGUGUUCAAGUCUGGCUUCGUAGCCAGUACAACAGAAAUGAAGUUCCCAUCGAGGCCUUAGAGAUGCCAGACAUUUGCAACGACGUCAUGGAAGGCCCGAAUAGCGACUUAGUCUCCGGUCUUCGACUGAACGGAAUGCUUGUUGCUGACGUUUCCCCUUUCGACUACAAUUGCGAAGAUGGCAUUGGAAUGCUCAUAGGAGGGGACUUCUUUUGGAAGGUCGUUACAGGAGAGACGAAGCACAUCAGCGAGAGCCUUGUAGCAGUCAACACAAGAUUCGGUUGGACGUUCCUAGGACCUUCUCAUACGAGCCCAGCAACGAUAUGCUCAAACGUUGGAGUUAUGCGGGUAACAGUAGAAAUGCAUGACCCCGAUCUGUCAAAGGAGGUGAAGAAGUUUUGGGAGCUAGAACAUCUCGGCAUUCAACAUAGCGACAUCACAGUCGACGAUGACGCAGUUCUCCAGGAGUUCAGAUCAACUGUGAAAGAGGUGAAUGGGAGGUAUCAAGUCAGGCUACCGUGGAAGGCCUCCAGAUCAAGCUUACCUUCCAACGAGAGCGUUGCAAAGGACAGACUCCGUUCGUUAACGAAGAAGCUGCUAAAGAAUGAUCAGAUCAUGUUCGAGUAUGACAAAGCGAUCCGACAGUACAUGAGAGAGGGGCACGCGGAGCAAGUCGACCUAUCAAGGCCAAGUGACGGCGUCACUUAUUAUAUGCCGCACCGUGCAGUCUUGAAGCAAGAGAGACAGAGCACGAAGAUAAGGAUCGUCUUUGAUGCGUCUUCAAGCGCAAGCGGGUUCCCUUCACUUAACGACGUACUCGACAAGGGGCCAAAUUUGAACCCUGAGUUGCUGGCUAUGCUUAUCAGAUUCCGGAAGAGCAGUAUAGGACUCGCUGCUGACAUCGAGAAAGCAUUUCUUCAAAUUUGUUUGGACGAAACUGAUCGUGAUGCUUUCAGAUUCCUGUGGUAUGAUACACGGCCCAAACGCAACGAACCUCUGCCAGGAAUCGAAGUUUGGAGGAUGACCAGAGUCCCUUUCGGAGCAGCAUCGAGCCCCUUUCUUAUGGCAGCGACACUUCGUCUCCAUUUUGAAAGGAUGUCCGCAUAUUACCCUUCUCUAACACAGGUACUCGGUGAAAGCUUCUAUGUGGACGACCUUGUGACGAGUGUGGCUACACCACCUGAAGCCGAACGUCUCUUCAGCGAGGCAAACGAAAUACUAACGUCGGCUGGGAUGAACUUAAGGAAGUGGACAACGAAUUCAUCAUCUCUGCAGGAAGUAUUCAAAGAUAGCAAGGAAGACCCGCUUCGUGCGGCCAACCAGCAACGAACGGUUAAAGUUCUUGGACUCUGUUGGGACACGAAGGAAGAUACUCUUCAGGUUUCUACGGAGUCCCUUCAGCCAUUUUUACUAUUGACGAGAGAUACAAAACGGUCAUUGCUGCAAGCAACUGCGAGGAUAUUUGAUCCAUUCGGCUUUCUUGCUCCGUUCACUAUCAAGGCAAAGAUCAUCUUCCAGCAGGCGUGGGAGCAAGGCGUCAGGUGGGAUGAUCCAUUGCCGGAUGAAAUUUCUGUUGAAUGGUCACGGUGGAUCAAUGCGGUGCCUGACAUACCCAAAAUAAGCGUACCGAGAGCUCUGAUGCCCGAAGAAUCGACAUCAGUGUUGUCCGUACACUGCUUCUCUGAUGCAAGCAUUCGUGCUUACGGAGCCGUCGUAUACCUUCGUACCGAAAGCAACGACGGCGACAUUGUCGUGAAGAUGGUAGCGGCCAAAUCGAGAGUCGCCCCUUUGAAGCGCGUUACACUACCGCGAUUAGAGCUCCUAGGUGCGCUAUUGGGGGCACGAUUGACAACGUACGUGGUUCGGGCGCUUCACCUGGAAGAGGAGGUCACGUGUUUCUGGAGCGAUUCCAGUAUCGUUCUCCAUUGGAUAAAAGGAAGUGCCAGUCGUUGGAAACCUUUUGUAGCGAACCGAGUGACAGAAAUUCAGACUCUUUGUGACCCUUCAAGAUGGCGCUUCUGCCCUGGACAUGAGAACCCCGCAGAUCUUACAACGCGUGGAGUGCAACCGGAACGACUGAUCAUCGACGAAUUCUGGUGGCGAGGGCCCAAAUGGUUAUCUUCUAGCGAUGAAACGUGGCCAGUACUCGAACAGAGAGCUCCGGAACCUUCCACAGAUGCAGUCGAGGGAGAGAUGAAAGGAGUAUUACACUGUCUCGCGGCAGCUGAGGCAGUUGCACCGCCGUUGUUCCACAUCAGGGACUUCAACACUCUGGUAAGAGUACUUCGGCUAACAGCAUGGAUCAAGCGAUUUGCAGUGAACUGCAGAAGUACGGAAGCAAAGCGACGGGGACACCUCACUACAACAGAACUGAAUGAGGCGGAGAAUUACUGGAUUCGACAAGUUCAGCGUGAAAGCUUCCCAAAAGAGGUUGACAUCAUCUCAAGACAUGCCGGAAAAAUUAGCGAGGCAUCGCCCCUAUAUAAUUUAGCUCCCUACUUGGACAGCAACGGCAUCCUACGCCUACGUGGAAGACUGCAAGAGAGCGACGGAAGUACAGCACAAAAACACCCAAUUAUAUUGCCAAAAAUACAUGACUUCACGAAGAAACUAAUCGUACAGGAACAUAAACGUCUCCUUCAUUCAGGUGUGCGCGACACACUGGUCCAGCUGCGGGAACAUUAUUGGAUUAUUAAAGGGAGACAAGUUGUAAAGAACGUGCUUCAUCAGUGUAUGACAUGUCGAAGAUGGCGAGCGAAGCCAGCAGAGGAACCCACUGCGCCACUUCCGAAGGACAGGGUGACAAAGGACCAUCCUUUUGCUGUGGUGGGCAUAGACUUCGCAGGACCUCUGUACUACAAAGGCAUACCAAGCGACAGCAAGGCCUACAUAGUGUUGUUCACUUGUGCGGUAACGAGGGCAGUUCAUCUGGAAAUCAUCACCGACUUAACUACUCCCACUUUUCUAUUAGCGUUUCGGAGAUUUACAGCAAGAAGGGGAGUGUGCCAUACGAUAUACUCAGACAACGCCCUCACAUUUAAACGAGCGUCAAAAGACCUCAAGAGGUUAUGGACUUCACUGCGGAGUGAAGAGGCAGUAAACUACUUCUCCCAGAUCCACCUACACUGGAAGUUCAUAGUAGAAAGAUUAUGGUGGGGCGGUUUCUGGGAGGGGAUGGUGCGAUCUGUGAAGACUGCUCUGCGGAAGGCUCUCGGAAGAAGCACUCUGACCCUAGACGAACUUACCACUCUUUUAACUGAGGUUGAAGCGACAAUUAAUUCCAGACCUAUCACUUACACUUACUCGGAGUUAAACGAGCCAGAGCCCCUUACACCUUCCCAUUUUCUGGUCGGGAAAAGGCUCACAAGGUUGCCACCCAAUUCUCCUGCAACUGACUUCCCUUCCUCAGAACGACGUCAGUUACAAAGGAUAUUGCGGUAUCGUGAAAUUCUGUUGGACCGGUUCUGGCGGAGAUGGCAACACGAAUACCUACAUGAAGUGAGGACUGCGCACUGGCAACGCUCUUCAACAUCUAGUGCUCUUCAAGUCGACGAUCUGGUCCUACUAAAAGAAGAUAAAGCACCACGAAGUCUAUGGAAAAUAUGUCGUGUGGUGAAGACGUUUCCCGGAAGGGACGGACGUGUGCGAUCGUGCUUGAUUCAGCGCCCUCAAGGGGGAACAGUUAGGCGUGCAGUUCAGAACCUAUUUCCUUUAGAAGUCAGUUAA
This is a messenger RNA of Ornithodoros turicata, 5253 nucleotides long. RefSeq lists its product as uncharacterized. The record is from RefSeq and is a predicted model, not a curated record. Bases 1 to 5253 code for a protein of 1750 amino acids. Lineage: Eukaryota; Metazoa; Arthropoda; Arachnida; Ixodida; Argasidae. The transcript has a single exon. Gene Ontology annotation, molecular function: zinc ion binding; nucleic acid binding. Gene Ontology annotation, biological process: DNA integration.